This is a messenger RNA of Rhineura floridana, 750 nucleotides long. RefSeq names its product forkhead box L3 (gene FOXL3). Gene Ontology annotation, molecular function: RNA polymerase II cis-regulatory region sequence-specific DNA binding; DNA-binding transcription factor activity, RNA polymerase II-specific. The record is from RefSeq and is a predicted model, not a curated record. The coding region runs from base 1 to 750 and encodes 249 amino acids. NCBI's taxonomy places the organism in Eukaryota, Metazoa, Chordata, Lepidosauria, Squamata, Rhineuridae. The transcript has 3 exons. Gene Ontology annotation, biological process: cell differentiation; anatomical structure morphogenesis; regulation of transcription by RNA polymerase II.
AUGUUUGAUAACAGCCAGUACCCCUAUAACUGCUUUAAUUAUGAUGGGGAUGAUUACCCAACCUGCAGUUCUGAUGAAGAGAAAAGGUUCACCAGACCAGCAUACAGCUACAUCGCUUUAAUUGCCAUGGCCAUUCAGCAGAGUCCUUCCAACAAAGUCACUCUGUCUGGCAUUUAUGAUUUUAUCAUGAAGAAAUUCCCUUACUACCGAACAAACCAGCGAGCCUGGCAGAACUCGAUCCGUCACAACCUCUCUCUCAACAGCUGCUUUGUCAAGGUUCCCCGGACAGAAGGCAACGACAAGGGAAAGGGAAACUACUGGAGCUUUGCAUCAGGAUGCGAAUCCAUGCUGGAUCUGUUUGAAAAUGGGAAUUACAGGAGGAGGAGGAGGCGGAAGAAUGUGAAAAGGGAACCCAGAGACAAAAGGUCAAACGGAGAGAGAGAUUGCUUGCCUGCAUUGUCCCCAGUGGAUUCUGGAUUUCCUGGCACCUCCUCCUGUCCUGGUCAGAGAAUGCAAUCCCAGCCCAUACCUUUGGAGGUUCGCGAGCUUUUUCCAAACACCUCCACCAGCCGAGAGAGUCUAAACAGCUCCUCCAUAGGAAAAUCUGACUCCGAAAUUAAAUUUAGCAUUGAUUACAUUCUCUCCUCCCCAGACCCUCUGCCAGUCCUGAGGUCUCCAUAUCACAUGCAAGAUAAUAAAUACCACCUCUUGGAUUCUCAGCAGAUUAACCUUCAUUUUUGGCCAAUGUGA